This is a messenger RNA of Chaetomium fimeti, 1915 nucleotides long. RefSeq lists its product as uncharacterized. NCBI's taxonomy places the organism in Eukaryota, Fungi, Ascomycota, Sordariomycetes, Sordariales, Chaetomiaceae. The coding region runs from base 273 to 1760 and encodes 495 amino acids. The record is from RefSeq and is a predicted model, not a curated record. The transcript is spliced from 5 exons.
GGGUGGGGGGGGUUGUUCAGCGUGGGUGCUUGGCGUGCCAACGACGACGGCGCUGGGUUGCCGUUUCUUUUCCCCCAACCAGUCGAUCCAAGUGGUCGCCGAACAUCGCCUGUACUUAAAGCUGCUAGCUAUUGGAUUGACACGCUGCCCAACCUGCUUUUGGGUAUUUGUUUUGGGGAGUGUUGAAUCGUAUGACCUCAUUGAUCAGAGCAUUGGUUGAAUAGUUCAAACGGUUUACUAGUCUUCGCAAAGAUAAACGGAAAUCCGCAGACAUGGCGUCCCCGCAGGUUUCCGCCGCCCCGUCGAGGCAGACGACGAUGGCCAGCAUAGCUAGCGAUGAGGCUGUUCCCGACACGGAUCCGAACACCACUGCCGGCCUCCUCACCCAGAGGUUGCAGGCCUGGAAGCAUGCCGUCGUCUACCUGGAGGAGUACAUGGAGGCCGUCGAGAGGAUCCACAGGACUCAGGCGAAGGAGUAUGAGCGGGUCUUGAAGACCAUCUCGAAGCCCCUUAGGGAGGGGCAGCACUUCGACCAGAGCCUCGGUGGCGUCGCGGGCUUCUUCGAGAACAUGCGUGUCAACACCCAGGCGCUCAUCAACACCAACAUCGAAACUGAGAAGAGCAUCAAGGGCUCGGCCCUCCCGAUCGUCGAGCGCUUGCAUAAGGAGAUCAAGCACAAGGCCAAGGAGCUGGCCCACGGCGCCGAGAAGAGCGCCAAGGAGGUCGAGAAGGCCCGCAACACCACCCAGAAGCACAUCGAGCUGCUCGGCCAGCACACGGCCUCGUUCGAAGCCACCGGCGGGAAGCACAACCCCUCGGAGGACCCCUACGUCCUCUCGCGCGGCGUCGUGCACCGCCUCUCCAAGCAGGUGAUCGAGGAGAACAACCAGCACAACGACCUCGUCGCCGUGCAGACCAACUUCGAGACCUUCGAGCGCCACAUCGUCCAGGCGCUGCACCAGGACAUGCUCGGGGCCGCGCAGAGCGUGCCCCCCGACUUCGAGUGGAAGGCCUUCACCAAACGCUCAGCCGACGCGCUCAUCAACCCCUCCGACCCGCCCCGAACCGUCGAAGCGAUCCAAUUCCCCAACAUGGGCCACCCCUCCACCAAACCCCUCCUCGAGGGCUCGCUCGAGCGCAAGAGCCGCAACAAGCUCUCGUGGGGCUACACCACCAGCUACUACGUCGUCACCCCCUGCAAGUUCCUGCACGAGUUCAAGGACGACGACAACCUGCGGCGCGACCCGGUGCCCGAGCUGUCCAUCUACCUCCCCGACGCCGUCAUCGGCGCGCCCCACGCCGACAAGUUCAACGUCAAGGGCAAGGACCGCUCCGGCGGCAUGGGCGGCCGCCUCGCGGGCACCUCGGAGCUCGCCUUCAAGGCCCACUCCCCCGCCGAGGCCGAGAAGUGGUUCAACGUCAUCCGCGGCGCCGCCGGCGCCACGGGGCCCGCCCCGGCCCUGGCCAGCCCUGGUGGUAGCGGCAGCGACGCCGCCAGCUUGGCCGCUGUGUCUGCGGCUGCUGGGUCGGGCUCGGAGGAGAAGCCGAAGCCGGUUGUUGCCGUCCCCUCGCCGCAGGAGAGUGGUAUCACGGGCGGUGACACGGUCGCUAGUCCCGUGGCGGUCGCCUCCCCUGUGGUCGCUGGGAGUGGGGCGGCUACGCCGGUGUCGAUGGAUAAGAAGGUUAGUGUGGAUGCCCCUGCUGCUACUGCUGCUGCUUCGGAUGAGAAGCCGGCGGUGGGGAAGGAGGAGAAGGCGUAGUAAAGGGGAGGGUUGGGUAGGAUGUAGGUGGGGGGUGGUUGAGUCGAGGUGUGUGUGGUGGUGGCGGGUUAUGUCUUUUUGGUUUGUUUGGUCAAUUACAUACCCCCUUAAUGUGGUGCGAGGCGGGGAGCGGGAGAAAUGGAAACUGCUCCGUG